UUUUUGACACACCCGGCAUAUAUGAUCAAAGGCUGGUAUAUCGAUCUUCCCUCCCUAUCUCUCUCUCUCUCUCUCGCUUCGCUGAAAUCAGUGCAGGGGCACAGACGAUUAGCCUUCCAAUUGGAAUGGGGAUAUAUCUUAGUGCUCCCAAGACUGAAAAGGUAUCAGAAGAUGGUGAAAAUGACAGACUUAGAUAUGGGUUUUCAUCAAUGCAAGGGUGGCGUGCUACCAUGGAAGAUGCUCAUGCAGCUUAUCCAGAUUUGGACAGUUCCACAUCUUUUUUUGGAGUUUAUGAUGGCCAUGGAGGUAAAGUAGUUGCUAAGUUCUGUGCCAAGUAUCUUCACCAACAGGUGGCCAAGCAUGAAGCAUAUGCAACUGGAGAUUUAGGUACUGCAUUACAGAAAGCAUUUCUAAGAAUGGAUGAGAUGAUGUGUGGACAAAGAGGAUGGAGAGAAUUAGCGAUACUUGGAGAUAAAAUGGAAAAGUUCUCUGGUAUGAUAGAAGGGUUGAUAUGGUCUCCUAGGGGUGGUGAAGUCAAUAACCGUAAUGAUAAUUGGCUGUCAGAGGAGGGGCCUCACUCUGACUUUGACGGACCAAAUUGUGGAAGCACAGCUUGUGUGGCAAUCAUCCGAAAGAAUCUACUUGUUGUUGCAAAUGCUGGUGAUUCUCGUUGUGUAAUAUCCAAGAAGGGUCAGGCAUAUAAUUUGUCUAAAGAUCACAAACCUGACCUUGAGAUCGAGAAGGAUAGGAUUUUGAAAGCUGGUGGUUUUAUCCAAUAUGGUCGGGUCAAUGGAAGUUUGAACUUGGCAAGAGCCAUAGGAGAUGUGGAAUUCAAGCAGAACAAACAUAUGCCAGCUGAAAAGCAGAUUAUCACUGCCUUUCCAGACAUAACCACUGUUGAGCUUUGUGAUGAUGAUGAGUUUCUUGUUCUAGCUUGUGAUGGGAUUUGGGAUUGCCUGUCAAGCCAGCAACUAGUGGAUUAUGUGCGGGAACAGUUGAAAACCGAAAGUACACUUUCAGUCAUUUGCGAGAGAGUGUUUGACAGGUGUUUGGCACCAUCGGCCGGUGGCGAGGGUUGUGACAAUAUGACCAUGAUUUUAGUUCAGUUCAAAAAGCCUGUUGAUAAUACUUCUGUUGGGAAGCAGAUGGCAGGGGAGCAGCCUUCGUCAUCUGAUCAACCAUCUGAGACUGAGACUGAUAGAAGUUCAAUGGAGACUUAAUCAAAGUAGCAGUAACUCUGUACAAUUGGCUACAAAUUUUCGUGCAAGUUGAAGCUCUGCAGAGCCUAGAAUUCUGGAUUGAAUUCAUUGAGAAAGUGAAUUCUCACGACAUGGCUGUAAAUGUUUAGGAUGUUUCAGGUAGCGGAUCAGCUAUUUGAGUUCUUGUAUAUGUUGCUGGGGUCUCUAGAUUUUUAAGAGACUUGCCUUUUACCACUUGUCCCGGAUCAAGCACACCAAUGGGCAGUUAUUAUACUACUAAGAAACAGCGUAAAUGUUUCGGUUUGAAAGUGGCAGUCUUGCCACUGUAAUUGGGAUUAUGCAAUAGAUCUAGUAUUCUGGAAUC
Carya illinoinensis is the source of this 1563-nucleotide messenger RNA. Its product is annotated as probable protein phosphatase 2C 60. Gene Ontology annotation, molecular function: protein serine/threonine phosphatase activity; cation binding. The record is from RefSeq and is a predicted model, not a curated record. Lineage: Eukaryota; Viridiplantae; Streptophyta; Magnoliopsida; Fagales; Juglandaceae. Gene Ontology annotation, biological process: protein dephosphorylation. The coding region runs from base 126 to 1220 and encodes 364 amino acids. The transcript is spliced from 11 exons.